Messenger RNA from Oryzias melastigma (Indian medaka), 1771 nucleotides. It is a transcript of the gene c1galt1c1, whose product is annotated as C1GALT1-specific chaperone 1. Gene Ontology annotation, molecular function: N-acetylgalactosaminide beta-1,3-galactosyltransferase activity. NCBI's taxonomy places the organism in Eukaryota, Metazoa, Chordata, Actinopteri, Beloniformes, Adrianichthyidae. The transcript has 2 exons. Bases 171 to 1127 code for a protein of 318 amino acids. The record is from RefSeq and is a predicted model, not a curated record.
GGUAGAAGAAGAGAUGGGAGGAGAAAAGUGUUUCCUUCUUGUUGACGAUAAGCUGUCAGAGCUGACGUUUGUUGGCUGAAUAAACAGGAAAAGUGGGAACCUUUAGGCAGCUGAACCCCAAAGACUUGCCAGCGCAGCGAAAUUAACCUACUUUUGGAUCUGUUGUCAACAUGUUGUCAGAAGGAAGCUCUUUCAUGAAGGGGAUGGUCAUGGGAGGCCUCUUCUGCCUGCUGCUGUCCCUCCUGGGCACCUUCAGUCCCAUCAGUGACUCCAAGACAGACAGCCAUCAUCAUCACCACGUCAAAGCAGCAAGUAAAGAGGAGCUUAGCAGACGCUUCUCUGAUAGUCAAGUUCAGGAAUUGAACAAUCAAGUUCAGGUCUAUUGCGUCAUUAUGGUUCAGCCAAAAACCCUCAUUUAUUGGGCGACGGUUAUAGAAACCUGGAGCAAACAUUGCGACAAGGCCGAGUUUUACACAUCAGAGUCAUCUAAGGCUCUUGAAGCGAUUGACCUAAAGGAAAAUGAUGACUGGGCAAGGUUACGAAAAGCUCUAAAGCAUGCUUAUGAGAACGCUGGGGACAUGCGCUGGUUCUUUGUGGCCCAACCCACCACAUUUGCCAUCAUUGAAAAUCUAAAGUAUCUUAUUCUCACAAAGGAUCCAGAUGAACCAUUCUACCUGGGCAAAACGAUGAAGUCUGGGGAGCUUGACUACGUGGCAUAUGAUAGCGGCAUCGUUCUGAGCUACGAAGCUCUGAAAAGGCUCAUCAACGUGUUCCAGGAUGAAAGUAAAUGCCCAGAAAAAGGUCGUGCUCUGUGGAAACUGAGCGAAGACAAGCAGCUGGCCGUGUGUCUCAAAUACACGGGCGUGUUCGCAGAAAACGGAGAAGAUGCGCACGGAAAAGGCUUAUUUAACAGCAGGACUGUUGACAGCUUGAUAGCAGAUAGUAUAAAGGAAAACCCCAACGAUGUGGUGGAGGGCUGCUGCUCCGACUUGGCGGUCACAUUCAGCGGGAUGUCCCCGAAUCAGAUGCACGUCAUGAUGUUUGGCGUUUACAGACUUCGCCCGUAUGGACACGAUUUUCAUGACUCUUUAGUAUUCUACCCUCCAGAGGGGUCAGACAAUGACUAGACACAUUCCCUCAACCUGGAUGUCGUGUUUUUUUUUUAAUCUUUCUGCUGCUGUGAUGGCAAGCUGAACUUUAGGGUAAUGUCUUUCUUAAGCUGUUUGUAAAGUUGGACUCUGUAUGGGAACUUUUAUGUACAUUUGUACCUUUUGCACUUGACCUAAUCAAAAUGAUGAGUGUUUAGUCUUUUGAAUGCGAACAGAGCAGGGAAAUCUUGUUAUUCCAGUAAUUUUUUUUUUCAGGUUUGAACUGUCAUCUCACCAAAAAAAAUCUAUUUCAAACGUCAUUUGGGCUGUUGGUUUGAGCUUGCAUGUUCUCUAUGAUCUUCCUUGAAUUUUCUCAUGUUUUGGGGCUUCCACUGACAGUAAGAAAAAAACUCUCAAUUGAAUGUAAGUAGAAAUUGAUGAUAAAAGGAGUCCAAGUUAGCAUUGCUUUGUUUCUAUGUACUUUUGUACUGAAUCAGUACCACAUUGUAAUCAAAGACAAAAAGGGGGGAACCAAUUCAUUAAAAAGCAUUUGUGCUGAGCACCUGUUAGUGGAGCUGAAGGAACCCGCUCAUUUUCUAAUGUGCUUUCAUCAGAACAGUAAAACUGUUGGUGAUUGUCAGAAAAAUACUUGAAAUAAAGGUUUGUUCUUUGGCUUCACAUUA